CAGCGUCGGGUGUUUCAAGCUGUGAGGAGGCACCGCCCCAUAACAUUGAAAUGCCAGAUGUGCGUCUCGCUCUCUGACACAUGUGGGACAUUCUGCUCUCACAGCACUAACCGCCCCAUUCACCGCUCUCUUGGACACCCUCCGCUCCCGCUGCAAAAAUGAGGUGGAAGCAGAUCUUCCUUUCGUGUCUGGCCAUCGUUUUUACUCUCGCAAUCCUGAAGGAGGUCGAGUCGGCUGCGGUCCGCACGGAUCGAGGCGUGAAACCGGAGGAGAAGGAGCCUGUGCCGAGGCAGGUUUUUGUGACGGAAUCUGACGCCUCCAGGUUUUUCAAGAGACGUACCGUUCGAUCAGUUAGGUCCCGCAACGAAUACAACGCUGAGAAUAGGCAACGACUUACAGUCGACGAGAGAAGGAAGGAAAAUCAUGAAGAGCAGCUGCACGAAUGGGAGAACUACGUGGAGGAGGAACGAGAUGAGCAAUACGAAAGGACUCGUGAGAAGACGGAGUCAUGGCGCGAGUGGCACUACGAUGGGCUCUAUCCCUCUUACCAAUACAACCGCCACGUCUACUAAACAACAAGGCCGGAAUGGCCGUGAGCUGAGAGACCACCAGUUCCUGACCCGACCAAAGCAAAUCAGGGCUCGAACGUACAGGGACUGAUUCCAUCUGAAACCUCUCAUCUCAUCUCUCUCUCACUCUCUCCUUUUUUUUUUGGGAAACAGCGAAUAUAAAAAGCCCGAUGGG
Messenger RNA from Callorhinchus milii (elephant shark), 744 nucleotides. RefSeq names its product upper zone of growth plate and cartilage matrix associated a (gene ucmaa). The record is from RefSeq and is a predicted model, not a curated record. Gene Ontology annotation, biological process: regulation of osteoblast differentiation; embryonic skeletal system development. Gene Ontology annotation, cellular component: extracellular matrix. Bases 159 to 572 code for a protein of 137 amino acids. The transcript has 5 exons. Lineage: Eukaryota; Metazoa; Chordata; Chondrichthyes; Chimaeriformes; Callorhinchidae.